AUGAGUCAGUAUAAUACGGCAGAUAUUGUUUCCGGUUCAGAAACACCGCCUUAUUCUGGAGCCAACUAUCAAGAUGCCCAGGAUGACAAUACACACACAAAUUCUUCAGACAUUGACGCAGAAAAUUUCAGUGUAGGCGACGAAAGCAAGCCCAAUAUUAAAUCCUCGAAGAGCAGUAGUAAGGAGUCUCAAGCUAAAGCAAAAAUGGUGGAUAAUAUUACUAUCUUAAAGUAUUUACUGGAUUCUUUGUCCGGUAGAGACAAAUUCGCAAAAAUCAUCAAAUAUGCUCUCGAUAUAUUGAAACUAUUUAUUGAAAAAUCUAGGAAAAAUCUAACUGUUUUGAAUCCUUCCGUUUUAACCAACUAUACCAAGGUUUUGAAAAACUUGACUUUAAAAGUCGCACUAAGACAUCCAGUCACGGUGAUCAAGGUUCUUCUCCUGUCUCUACUGAAAAAUUUUGACAGGAAAAUUGAUUUCAUCAGUCAGCAGUUAAGUACUUUCAGAUACAUUUUAAGAUUUGGUGGCACACCCUUCAGAAUGUUUAGUCUAUUGGGAAAACUUAACAAAACUAGAAAAUGCAACUUCCAAAUUGAUCAAAUUAAGACCAUAUGGUUGAAUGAAGCUUCACUAAGAGAAUUUUUGGAUUUAUAUUAUGGUAUCUUUGAUGAAUUAGAUCUUCUAUACAAACUGAAAAUCUGGACAAACAAAUCGUUCUACUCUUUUGUCAGUAGACAAGAGUCUCUUGCAUGGCAAUACGACAUUCUUUUGAGUUUAAAGGACCAAUGGCUCAAUUUACAAAGCCUGCAAAGGAGACAACUAGAAUUGGAGGUGCAACUAAAAGUCCAAAGUAACGCAUUACAACUAUCACCUAUAUUAAUGCAUCAGGCCCAAAACGAUGUUUCGCAAUCUCCGAUUAGGAAACAAUUGUUGAAUGACCUAAACGUAAAUAAUAACUCAGAAGUACAAAUACACAAACAACUAAAGGCUAUUAAAGAUGAAAAGACUCUUGUUUAUUUAGAUAUAACAAGAUUAUUGUUCGAUUGCAUGGCCAAUACAUCGGAUAUUCUAAAUUUAAAGACUCCAAAGGGGACCUAUGCUGUUUUAUCUCUAGGAUCCGGGUUAACUGGGCUGGUCAAACUUUGGAUAACAGCAAAGAGGUCACUUUGCUCUUCAAAAGAUUAG
Molecule: messenger RNA, 1182 nt
Organism: Saccharomyces mikatae IFO 1815
Lineage: Eukaryota; Fungi; Ascomycota; Saccharomycetes; Saccharomycetales; Saccharomycetaceae
Gene: PEX25
Product: Pex25p
Exons: 1
Coding region: 1-1182 (393 amino acids)
Biological process (GO): peroxisome fission; regulation of peroxisome size
Cellular component (GO): peroxisomal membrane
Source: RefSeq, a predicted model, not a curated record